AUGGGGAUUGCAGGACCAGGCGUUCAGCCUGAUACUGCUACAGUCCCCGGGGUUGAAAGUCUUCAUAGCAGUGGUGCCUCCCCGUCUUUGCCGAGUGGUGCGAGCAAUGCGCCUGCAGGGGCUGAUGUACCCUCUUCUGCUGCUGUCUCAGAGCCUGUCGGAUCUCAACCCGAGGGGACGUCUGUUGGUGUCGGGGUUCAGUUCCUUGGUAUAAUACAAUCUGGGAUGCUGCAAACAUUCCCAGACAUUCCUUCAUCAGCUGCCUCAUCUUUCUCCUCCUCAAGCUCAAUCUUCUUCUCUAAUGGAGCCCUCUCGAAGCAGAGACUGACCUCAGUCUCAGUACGGAGAGCUGGCCCCACAUCGGGACGCCGUCUUGGUUGCCGUUGUCUCUUUGGGCUCGGAGUUCCGGAGCUCGUCGUCAUUGCUGGAGUCGCUGCGUUGGUGUUUGGGCCGAAGCAGUUGCCUGAGAUUGGACGGAACAUUGGAAAGACCGUGAAGAGCUUUCAGCAGGCAGCCAAAGAAUUUGAGACAGAGCUGAAGAAGGAACCCGACGAGGGGAGUAAGCCCUCUCUUCCAGAAGAUCCUAAAGCUUCUAGCAGCGAAGACGAGAAAAAGGAACUUGAAACAUCGGGCACAACAGAGAACAUUUGAAAUCAUUAGAUUAAAUUUGUUUCGAGUGUCUCUUUGUAGUUCUAGCUGUUAAAUAUAUGGCCUGUAUGAAUUGUAUCCUUAUUAAAAUUGCGGUUGAUGUGGCAGCAUUUGGCUGAAUAAUGUGCAGUAUGUUGGCUGUUUAUUGCCUCGAUGCUACGAGAGCAUCCAUUAUUUGAACA
Molecule: messenger RNA, 830 nt
Organism: Asparagus officinalis (garden asparagus)
Lineage: Eukaryota; Viridiplantae; Streptophyta; Magnoliopsida; Asparagales; Asparagaceae
Product: sec-independent protein translocase protein TATA, chloroplastic-like
Exons: 5
Coding region: 1-651 (216 amino acids)
Biological process (GO): protein transport by the Tat complex
Cellular component (GO): membrane
Source: RefSeq, a predicted model, not a curated record